GAGGACAUGGCCGCUCACGUGGGAGCAUCCCGAACGCCUCAGGAGGUGAUGGAACACUACGUGAGCAUGUAUAUCCACGGCAACCUGGGGAAGGCCUGCAUCCCUGACACUAUUCCCAACAGGGUAACGGAUCACACGUGUCCCAGCGGUGGCCCGCUUUCUCCUAGCUUGACCACGCCGCUCCCGCCGCUGGACAUAUCGGUGGCGGAACAGCAGCAGCUGGGAUACAUGCCUCUCCGGGAUGACUACGAGAUUGAAUACGAUCAGGACGCGGAGACUCUGAUCAGCGGCCUUUCGGUGAACUACGACGACGACGACGUGGAAAUAGAAUUGAAGAGAGCUCACGUAGACAUGUACGUGAGGAAGCUCAAGGAGAGGCAGCGGCGGAAGAACAUUGCGCGAGACUAUAACCUGGUGCCAGCCUUCCUGGGGAAGGACAGAAAGGAGAAGGAGAAAGCGCCCAAGCGAAAGAUCACGAAAGAAGAGAAGGAGCUGAGGCUGAAACUGAGGCCUCUGUACCAGUUCAUGUCUUGUAAGGAGUUUGAGGACUUCUUUGAGAACAUGCACAAGGAGAGGAUACUCCGAGCCAAGAUUCGGGAGCUGCAGCGGUACCGUCGAAACGGAAUCACCAAAAUGGAAGAGUCGGCGGAAUACGAGGCAGCCAGGCAUAAACGGGAAAAGAGGAAGGAGAACAAAAACCUCGCUAGUUCCAAGCGAGGGAAGGAGGACGGUAAAGAAGGUGAAUUUGCUGCUAUUGAAAACCUGCCUGGCUUUGAACUCUUGUCGGACAGGGAAAAGGUGCUCUGCAGCUCUCUGAAUCUGAGUCCUGCGCGUUACGUGACUGUAAAAACUAUCAUCAUUAAAGACCAUCUCCAAAAAAGACAAGGAAUUCCUUCAAAGAGUCGCCUUCCCAGUUACUUAGAUAAGGUACUGAAGAAAAGGAUUUUAAACUUUCUAACGGAAAGCGGUUGGAUAUCCAGGGAUGCGUCAUGA
This is a messenger RNA of Eurypyga helias (sunbittern), 993 nucleotides long. It is a transcript of the gene TADA2B, whose product is annotated as transcriptional adaptor 2B. The record is from RefSeq and is a predicted model, not a curated record. The transcript has a single exon. The annotation marks the transcript as partial. Gene Ontology annotation, molecular function: chromatin binding; transcription coactivator activity. Gene Ontology annotation, cellular component: SAGA-type complex; nucleus. Lineage: Eukaryota; Metazoa; Chordata; Aves; Eurypygiformes; Eurypygidae. Gene Ontology annotation, biological process: regulation of transcription by RNA polymerase II; chromatin remodeling.